GGAGACAGCGGUCAGAGGCACACGCGGUCCACGGCGCUCGAGAAGGCACAGUCCAGGAUGAACCAGAGCUGAGAACCACAACAUUAACAGAUUGUUGAAAUUGUAUUUGCAAGUAUGCCCAUUCUGAAAAAGCUCCCAGGGAGGUCCAAAAGCUGCCAUGAAUUUCCACGAGUAAACGGAGAGCUGAUUCUGCCCAGGCUGGACUUGGACUGGAGAGACUUGAAUGAUCUGAACGACCUCAAAGAUUUCAACGACUUAAAAGAUCUGAACAAGAACUUAAACCCUUUCGAAGACAUUGAUUUGGACGAAGACGACAAAAACGCCGACAUGGGCCUUAUCAUGGGAGACCACCAGUUCAAACCUAGACGUGAUGGGGAGGAGGAGGAGAAUGAGGUGAACACAGAGCGACAUGGAGCAGGUAACCCCAAAUCCAAGCCUCUGAAGGGAACGCUGGAGAGGAUCUGUGGAGUGUCCCCCCUCAAAACGUUGGGGAAACUGGGCAAGGGGCUUCGGAUAUCAGGGCGUAAUGUGUGGAACACCAACACAGCCCAGUACAGCCCGGGGGAUUCAAACACUCUGCCCACCGAGAGGGAGAAGAGGAAGGGGGUCCGACGAAGCUCCGAAGGGAAGAUUAUGACACUGUUACGGUUUACGGGGCGGCGUAGAGAGGAGCGCAGAGAGAGCCUGCCCUGUGGGGACCUGAGCAUAAACACAGAGGAGGCGUGCAGGCGGCCAUCCUUCCUCAGGAUAGUCAGUCUGGGCAAACUGAAGAGAGAAUCCAUGUCGGACAAGAGCUCUCAGGAGGGCUCUGAGGAAACGGUGGAGGAGGAGCCCGUGGUCAAAACUCGAGAGCCUCUUUCAGUCCUGGAGAUUUUACAGUUGGUGAACCACCGAGAUCUGCUACUGGCUGACACUCACAUGCAGGAGCUUGAACGCGAGUGUGAGCUUCUGUCUCACCUCCCAGCCUCCUCCAGUCCUUCUCUUACCCCCACUACCUGCCCCAGCACCCCGCCUGGCCUCUUCCCACUGUCAGCACAGGCUUUGGAGGAUUCACUCAGCUCCAAUGCGACAGUGGACUCCAGUCGGCGUAAAGCCAAAGACGUGGAGCUCUUGUAUGAGGCUCUGCAGAAGGAGAUGUGGGAUGUGGUCCGAGAGUCGCUUCGUCAGCCCAGCGCUGGCCCCAACCUGGGCCUGGUGGUGCUGGUGAUCCAACAGGAAGAGCAUGCAGACGCCGCCUGGGCUUUCAGAGAUGAGACCAGACCAGAUCGAGAGAGUCUCCAGUCUCAGCCAAGCCAUCGCCCCAGGCGCUUCAAGCAGAAAUGGAGGCAGGCUGUGGCGGAGGCAGCUGAUUGGAGCCUGCCCCUGCAGAUGGACACCACGGCCGGGCAGCUCGCCAACUACCUGGAGCGUCUGCGCAAUCGCAUGGUGGAUGACUUGGACGCAGCCCGUAGGAAUGCUGUGGGCAUUUACCCCGAGGAGUUUUCUGCUUUCCAGGUUUAUGUGGAGAGUUAUCAUAAAGCAGUGGCUAAACGCCUGCGCACUAUUACCAGUGGACCACUGCAAAUCACAGAUGUGUACUCACUGCUAGACUGGUUCUACAACAUCUACAACAGAGAUGUGCUAGGAUACAUUGGUUCAAAAACACCUAUCAACUAUUCAACACUGGAAGCCAUUCUGUCUCAAGAUACAGUGGAUAGGUUGGAACAAGACUGCCUCAAGAUUGUCAAGGACAAUGUGACCACUGAGCUAAUCCACAUUUUGGAUGAAGAGGAGCGAAGGUGGACCCAGACUUUGCACAUAGAGGAGUAUCAGUGCCAGCUGGCACGAUCCGUCAUACAGAGGUUAAAGGUGGACCUAGACAGAUCCACUUCUGUGAACCAGUUUUUGGGUGCCAGAGUUGCUCGCUGUAGUCUGAUUGGACUGGCAGACUUUCUCUACAAUUUUCAGAGGAAGGUGGAGAUGUUCCAUGACACUCAGGCAGAGUUUGGAGACAGAGGAGAUGGCUACGUGUCUAGGACUAUUGCCCUGGUCAACUGCUGUCCUCCUCUUAGGGCUUUUGUGGAGCGCUGCAGGCAGUGUGACCCACAGAGCAGUGAGGAAACAGCCCAGAGAGCAAACUCCUCCAUGGACAGAAUCAUCAACCAGUCUGUGAGGGUCCUGGCUGAUAGACUGUUCGAUAACAUAAGGCCUUUCUUUGAUAAACUCAUAAAAAGAAAGUGGUUAAACAACACAGAGGCAUUUGAAGCCAUCGAGGCCUGCAUUAAACAGCACUUCAAGAAGUUCAGAAGAAUGGACCCACCACCAUACCAGACGCUGGUUGGAGAGGUGCACCGUCGUGUGAUGGUAGAGUAUGUGCGAGCGAUUAUGAGAGGACGGGUCUUCUGCACAUCGUCCAAGAUGAGGAAGAGGAUGGCGUUUCGUUUACAAGAUGAAGCCAAGCAACUGAAAGGACUCUUUAAGGAUCUGGAGUCCCCUGCUUCUUGGUUGGACAGCAUCCUCUGUCACCUGGCAGACAUCAUACUCUUGGAGGACACUCCGUCCAUUCAGGUGGAGGUGGCGGUCUUGGUGAAAGAGUUUCCAGAUAUACGGAAGAAGCAUGUGUCCACACUGUUAAACGUGCGUGGUAUGACGCGGCAGGCAGAGCGCCAGGAGAUUCUGAACAUUGUGAAGGACUUUGAAUGCAGCAGCAGCCUCCUGUCCCGGGACCACGCCUUGUUCUCUGACAUCCCCAUCACCUCAGAGGUUCACUGCAUCAGCUUGGGUCUGCUGAGACUCGCCAUGACCGUCACCAACUGGUUCAGAGCAGAGGAUGAGGCACAGCAGCAGGGCCAGUGUCCGAAGCUCUGCUGCUCAGCCGCACGAGGCCCACAGCAUGGAGGACAGAGGGCACAGAGAGGAUUAACACUGGUGACAAUGACAAGGGCAGAUACUGGAGAACUAUGAGAAACUAUAAGAAGAAUGCACCUUGACCCGAGAACUGUCUGAACCACAUAUUGUUACUCGCCAUUAAAACUUGACUUUAGGUACUCUCUGUACUGUACACACUCAUGUUAUCUCUAUCAUUGGAAACACCAUGUGAGCUGCACUGUGAAACAGGAUAUGCAUCAAUUGGUAUUAAUUUUAACUAAACGGUUAAUGAAAUAGUUGCACAUGCUUGGAAAUGUAACGCAAAAUGGAUGCUUAUUCUGUACCUACACACGCGGCUUAUGGCGGCAGUGCUGUUGACAAAUGUCUAAUGUGCAUAACGUAUGUGAGUAUUGACUGGAAAAGGAAGUGUUGAACUAUCACUGUGAAUGAAAAGGAUCUGUUGCUGGAAACAUAAUAAAAGCCCAUUGACUGGGUUAAUAAA
Messenger RNA from Boleophthalmus pectinirostris (great blue-spotted mudskipper), 3349 nucleotides. It is a transcript of the gene exoc3l2a, whose product is annotated as exocyst complex component 3-like 2a. Gene Ontology annotation, biological process: exocytosis; exocyst localization. The transcript has 13 exons. Bases 115 to 2943 code for a protein of 942 amino acids. Gene Ontology annotation, cellular component: exocyst. Gene Ontology annotation, molecular function: SNARE binding. The record is from RefSeq and is a predicted model, not a curated record. Lineage: Eukaryota; Metazoa; Chordata; Actinopteri; Gobiiformes; Gobiidae.